Messenger RNA from Coregonus sp. 'balchen', 9818 nucleotides. The record is from the annotation of a GenBank genome assembly. NCBI's taxonomy places the organism in Eukaryota, Metazoa, Chordata, Actinopteri, Salmoniformes, Salmonidae.
AUGAUAUGUGUAGAUUAUGAAAGAGGGGUUUUCUCCUGUACUGUUCCUGUUUCUGACCGUGUCUCUCUCUCUCUCUUACAGACGUGUUUGGAGUUGGAGCGGUACCUGCAGACGGAGCCCAAGCGUCUAUCAGAGCUGUUUGACGAGGAGCUUGACUGCCUCCUGACGCCUGCCUUCAUGCAGGGUGCUGACAGUGACCUGAUGGAUCCCCUGGACCCACUGGACCCCCUCCUCCCCAACCUCCCCGACCAGCCCAGCCCCCCUCCCCUCCUCGUCUCCCUCCCCAAGGUCCUACAGGCCCCACACCCCCACAACACCAAGGCCUCUGGAAAAGAGUCUGGAGCAAAGACCACCAAGGAGGGGGUCAACGGAGUCAACGCUGCCCAGCUGAGUGCCGUCACCUCCCUCACGCCGCCCUCCUCGCCGGAGCUGGGCCGCCACCUGGUCAAGCCCACGCAGACUCUCACUGCUACGGCCGACGGCACGCUCACGCUCAAACUGGUGGCCAAGAAGGUUGGUCUAAACGCAGCCAAGCUGGUGGCCAUGCACGCCACGCUACCCUCGCCGCCCAGCAGGGGGGCACACAGCGACAGCGAGCAGGGGUCUGGGUCGCUGGGGGGAGAUAUCCCAGAGAACAAGAAGAGAGUCCAUCGCUGCCAGUUCAACGGCUGCAGGAAGGUUUACACCAAGAGUUCCCAUCUGAAGGCACACCAGAGGACACACACAGGUGAGACAGAACCUAUAGGUCUUGACCUUGUGCACUGUGUACCAUGCAUCAUGCACCAAACACACUGCCUGAAAACUGUCUAGCCUGGCCAUGCACCUACAGUAACACAGGUGCAACAUGCACCUAACACAAGACUCAGAAAGAUGAUAGGUUUAGGUUUUAACGCUCUGCCUGAAAACAGAAAGAUGAUAGGUUUAGGUUUUAACGCUCUGCCUGAAAACAGAAAGAAGAUAGGUUUAGGUUUUAACGCACUGCCUGAAAACAUCUGUUUGGCUAUCAGUUCUCAGCUUGAUUGGGGUAAGUGUAAGGAUUGCAAUCCAUUUUUAUGAAGUAGAAACAAUGAGGCAGUAUUGAUCGAUCCCUCUAUCUCCCAGUGUGAGUUCCUUCAUAUGAGCUAAAAAUGUCAGCUCUGCAUUGAUGCCUCUCCCAUUCACCUCAGUGACUCUAUUGAGUCUCUAACUGAAACUAGUCUCUCCAUCCACAAGCUGCCAGCGAGGGAGUGAUAUGGUAAUUGCCAGAUGAUUGAUAGACUGACAGGUCUAAAUGGAGUCUCAGUGCAAAUUCAGCCAUAUCUGCUGCAGCCUGGAGUAUCUUAUUUUAUUUUAUUUUAUUUCACCUUUAUUUAACCAGGUAAGCCAGUUGAGAACAAGUUCUCAUUUACAACUGCGACCUGGCCAAGAUAAAGCAAAGCAGUGCGAUAAAAACAACAACACAGUGUUACAUAUGGGGUAAACAAAACAUAAAGUCAAAAAAAUACAACAGAAAAUAUAUAUACAGUGUGUGCAAAUGUAGCAAGUUAUGGAGAUAAGGCAAUAAAUAGGCUAUAGUGCAAAAUAAUUACAAUUAGUAUUAACACUGGAAUGCUAGAUGUGCAAGAGAUUAUGUGCAAAUAGAGAUACUGGGGUGCAAAUGAGCAAAAUAAAUAACAAUAUAGGGAUGAGGUAGUUGGGUGGGCUAAUUUCAGAUGGGCUGUGUACAGGUGCAGUGAUCGGUAAGGUGCUCUGACAACUGAUGCUUAAAGUUAGUGAGGGAGAUAAGAGUCUCCAGCUUCAGAGAUUUUUGCAAUUCGUUACAGUCAUUGGCAGCAGAGAACUUGAAGGAAUGGCGGCCAAAGGACGUGUUGGCUUUGGGGAUGACCAGUGAGAUAUACCUGCUGGAGCGCAUACUACGGUCUGACCACCGCUGCCCUCCCCGUGAACCAGAGAGAGAGAGAGAAGUCCCAGGCUAACGUGUCCUCCCCUUAGCAUUAGUCGUAGUAGCGCUAGCAUCAAUGUUAGUGCCGCUAAUCCUUCUCCUGAGGCCUGCUGUUGACUCGGCAGGUUUCAUCGCUGCCGCGCGCUACAGCGCUAGCGAUGCUAAUCAUCAAGGCGUUCGUUCGCCCCUUCCUUCUUCACCACCACUAAAAUGGGAGGAGGGAAAGAAAUGAGUGAGGGAUGGAAGAGAUAACUGCAUCAUGCUGCUGUGUAGCUGUGUAGCUCCGGCCCUGAUAUGUUCAUUACAAGACAAGAGCAGUGCAGUACAGGGAUGUAAUUAGCCCACUUCCCUUUUUUGGUUAUAAUGUCCAUACGUCAGUGACACACAGGGAGGGAGAUUAAGAUUAGUGCAGGAUUUAAAGUUCCAAUGCUGCCGUUUUUAUCUCAAUAUCAAAUCAUUUCGGGGUAACAAUUAAGUACCUUGCUGUGAUUAUUUUCAAUUAAAAAGAGCAAAAGAGCAAUUUCUCAAGCAUUAAUUUUGCUAGGAAUGUCUGGGAGUGGUCCGAGUGGGGAGGCGAAAACUGAAAAUUAGCUGUUAUUGGCAGAGAGGUUUGGAACUCUCUUCUACCAAAACUGGCUGAAAUUACAGGCAGCCUUUUCAAACAGCUCUUACACUAAAAGGGCAUUAUCAUAAUUUACAUAAUUUCACAGUAUUAUUCCAACCUCAAAGUGUGGGAAAUAUAUAAAAACACAGGAAAAUCCAGUUUUUGAAUGCACUGGGCCUUUAAGGGAGCCUUGCUGCAUGGGGAUGACAUGCUCCUGGAUGGCCCCAUCAAUAGCAGCUUCUGUUCGGACAGUCCAUAAGGAAACACACAGCCUUUCACUGAGGUUUAAUAACCAUAGAAUUAGAAUGUCCAUACGCCAAGUUGAUAUUCACGUAAUAAUAAGGAAUUCCCCUCAACCACAUCCACAAAUUGGGGAAAACAAACAUUCUUUCCUAUUGACCCCCAUUGUAAAAGAGCCAGCUUCGUCGUCGAUUUUUUUGAAAUAACAAAACAUGCCAAAAAUAUGCUGUGUUGUUCAAUGUACAUGUAACCAGGUCAAAAAUCCCAACCUACUGUUCGCAAUGCUCACACAUAGGGAAAUAGAGCCUACGAGAAAAGCCCUGUGACUUCAGGCUAUUCGGCGUGUGAGAGUGGGAAAUUUGAGGACCCGGUGUCCAAGUAGGCUACACGUAGCUAUGUGUGUGGAAAACAUUUAAUCACAGGUAAGACAUUUAACUUGUUUAGUAUUGUCCGUUUGAACCUCCACUCACUACUGGUAGCUGUAUAGUCCGUUUGUUUGUGUUGUUGGUCUUGGGUAGCUCACUCACGUGGCUGCUAGGACCAUCAUGAAAAGGGGCAUGAGGGAAGCCCUACAAUAUUACGUGUUUCUAUGUAGUGAAAACGCUCGGGAGCAGGCAAUGUUGAAAAGUAAUCUUUAAAGGUAGUUUUGUAAUUGACUAAAACAAGCAGACAACAAGAAAAUUGCAUUUGAAAAAGGUAAAGUAUUUGCUGUGAGCCAAUGGGGUAACCUAGGUAACCACAGGUUGUUUCCCCCACAAGCGGGCAGGGCCGUGAUGUCCUAUCUAAUACCGACUAGGACUAUUCUAGUGAUUCUAAUUCUAUGAGUUUAACAGUGUUCUAGAAUGUGGGCAGUCAGAACAGAAACCCACCCACCAUGUUCCUAUCUUCACUCCUCUGGUGUUGGGAAUGGAUGGUUUGGUUUAGGGAGAUGGGAGCUGCUGCAUGGAUGAAACUCUAGGAAAUGUGAAAUGGGCCAUAAUUGUGUCAGUCUGUCUGCUGUAAGUUCAGCUGAGAGCUGAGAGAUCAUAAUAGGCCCUACGCUCUAUCUCCAGUUGACUGAGGAAAUGUAAUUAACUGCAGAACACAGGCACCUGUGAUGCUGGUGGGAGGGGGUGGGGGGGGUGAUGAGGCAGAGGGGGUGCGUUGCUAGGAGACCAUAUCAGAAACAGGCGAGAGUAGAGUCCGUAAUUGCCUGAUUAUUUGUGGCUCCUGGUACCAGUCUCAGCCUGUUUCAACAAAGUGCUGCCCAUUCCAACUAGCCCUGCCCCCAACACCACCCACCCCCUAAAUCCAGCUUCCCCCCCACCCCCAAAAAAACCUCCAAGCCACCCCAACCUGCUCUCUUUUUUGGGGAUUUGGGUUGCCAGGCAACUGUAUUAGACUCAUCCAGAGCAGAGCCAUAAUUGGCUGGUGGUGCUGAGUGUCCAUGGCUGGCGGAUUCAGCCGGCUGCACGCCUCUCUCUCUCUCUCACACAAACUCUCUCUCUCGUCCGGUUACUAGGCGACUCCAUCAUGCAUCCUCACUUCGCCGAGUUAUAAUUGGCUGGCAUAGUGGUUGCCGUGGCACUAUGGCGGUGGGUCCAAGCCGGCCCUACUUCAUUCUGUCAAGUCUGGAGAGGGGGAGAAGGGAGGGAGGGAGAGAGGGACAGAGGGAGGGAGGGGAAAUGCGAAGGGGAGGUGCUGAUGGUAGUGGAGAGGAGGAGAGGAGGAGAGGAGGAGAGGAGUGGGAGCUUUGGCCAAUUACUGGGGAAGGGGUGUGAAACGUUUACUGUCUCGCACCUGUGACCCCAAGACUCUCCAAAAUGACAGAGAGCGGUCCUUGAUGCCUGACUGCCUGCCUGCCUGUCUGCCUCUAGCUCUCCCUACCUGCCACCGUCCUGCCCUAUCCCUCCCCUCCCUGCCCUGUCUGCCUAUCUCCCCUCACUCCCUGUCUGUCCUCUAUCUCUCCCUCCACUCCCUGUCCGCCCAUCUAACCUCCUGUCUGCCCUAUCCUCCCCCCUGUCGGCCUCUAUCUCUCCCUCCCUCCCUCCCUGUCUGUGCCUCUAUCCAUCUCUCCCUCCCUGUCGCCCUAUCGCUCCCCCUCCCUGUCAGCCGCUAUCUCUCCCUCCCUGCUGUCUGCCUCUAUCGCCUCCUUCCUGUCCCUGCCUCUAUCUCUCCCUCCUGCCUUUCUGCCUCUAUCUCUCCCUCCCUGCCUGUCUGCCUCUACCUCUCCCCCGUCUUCCGCUAUCUCUCCCUCCCCGCUGUCUGCCUCUAUCUCUUCCUCCCUCCUUGUCCUGGCUCUAUCUAUCCUCCGUCGCCCUCCCGUUCCUGCCUCUAUCUCCCUCCCUCCAUCCCUGCCUGCCUCUAUCUCUCCCUGCCUACCUCCUCUAUCUCUUCCCUCCCUGUCUGUCUGUCUCUCUCUCCCUCCCUCCCCUGUCUGCUCUAAUCUCUCCCUCCCUGCCUGUCCCAUGCCUCUCUCCCUGCAUGUCACCUCUAUCUCUCCCUCACCUGCCCUGUCUGCCUCUAUCUCUCCCUCCCUGCCUGUCCUGUCCUCUAUCUCUCCCUCCCUGCCUUCCUCUACUCGCCCUCACUCCCUUUCAGCCUCUAUCCUCUCCCGCCCGCCCUGUCUGUCUCUACCCUCCCUCCCUGUCUCUAUCUCUCCCUCCCUCCCUGUCUGCCUCUAUCUCUCCCUCCCUCCCUGUCUGCCUCUAUCUCCCCCCCUCCUGUCUGCCUCUAUCCUCCCUCCCUCCGGGCCUCUAUCUCUCCCUCCCUCCCUGUCUGCCUCUAUCUAUCUCCCUCCCUUGCCUGCCUCUAUCUCUCCCUCCUCCUGUCUGCCUCUAUCUCUCAUCUCCCCUCCCUGUCUGCUCUAAUCUCUCCCUCCCUGUCUGCCUCUAUCUCUCCCUCCCUGUCUGCCUCUAUCCUCUCCCCAUCUCCCUGUCUGCCAUCUCCCUCCUGCCUGCCUCUAUCUCUCCCUCCCUCCCUGUCUGCCUCUAUCUCUCCCUCCCUCCCUGUCUGCCUCUAUCUCUCCCUCCCUCCCUGUCUGCCUCUAUCUCUCCCUCCCUGCCUGCCUCUAUCUCUCCCUCCCUGUCUGCCUCUAUCUCUCCCUCCCUCCCUGUCUGCCUCUAUCUCUCCCUGCCUGCCUCUAUCUCCUCCCUCCCUCACCUGCCUCUAUCUCUCCCUCCCGCCCUGCUGCCUCUAUCUCUCCCUCCCUGUCUGCCUCUAUCUCUCCCUCCCUACCCUGUCUGCCUCUAUCUCUCCCUCCCUGCCUGCCUCUAUCUCUCCCUCCCUCCCUGCCUCAUCUUCCCCUCCCUCCCUGCCUCUAUCUCUCCCUCCCUCCUGCUUCUAUCUCUCCCUCCCUCCCUGCCUCUAUCUUCCCUCCCUCCUGCCUCUAUCUCUCCCUCCCUCCCUACCUCUAUCUCUCCUCCCCUGCCUGCCUCUAUCUCCCUUGCCUGUCUGCCUCUAUCUCUCCCUCCCUCCCUGCCUGCCUCUAUCCCUGCCUGCCUGUCUGCCUCUAGCUCUCCCUCCCUCCCUGUCUGCCUCUAUCUCUCCCUCCCUGUCUGCCUCUAUCUCUCCCUCCCUCCCUGUCUGCCUCUAUCUCUCCCUCCCUGCCUGCCUCUAGCUCUCCCUCCCUGCCUGUCUGCCUCUAUCUCUCCCUCCCUCCCUGUCUGUCUCUAUCUCUCCCUCCCUGCCUGCCUCUAUCUCCCUCCCUCCCUGCCUCUAUCUCUCCCUCCCUCCCUGUCUCUAUCUCUCCCUCCCUCCCUGUCUGCCUCUAUCUCUCCCUCCCUGUCUGCCUCUAUCUCUCCCUCCCUGCCUGCCUCUAUCCCUGCCUGCCUGUCUGCCUCUAUCUCUCCCUCCCUGUCUGCCUCUCUCUCUCCCUCCCUGUCUCUCUCUCUAUCUCUCCCUCCCUGUCUCUCUCUCUAUCUCUCCCUCCCUGUCUGCCUCUCUCUCUCCCUCCCUGUCUCUAUCUAUCUCUCCCUCCCUGCCUGCCUCUAUCUCUCCCUCCCUGUCUGCCUCUAUCUCUCCCUCCCUGUCUGCCUCUCUCUCUCCCUCCCUGUCUCUAUCUAUCUCUCCCUCCCUGCCUGCCUCUAUCUCUCCCUCCAUGCCUGCCUCUAUCCCUGCCUGCCUGUCUGCCUGCCUGCAUAGCAGGCUCUCAUGACAAGGCAACACUGUCUGGGGAUAUGAUCUGCUACGGGUUUUACACAAUGGAGGAGAAUGGGCAAAUAAAAACCUUCAGGUCUUUUGGCAAAAUGUUUAUGAGUGUAUCAAGGGGCAGAGGCAGGCAGAUGUUCAGAAUGUGUUGCGUUCAUGUGUUCACCCCAGAGGUAGAGGAGUGUUGUGUGGAGUGUGUCAAGUGGAAUCUGGCUGUAAAGUGGUGUGUUGCUGAUUCAGUGCUGAGGUGUUGCCGUAUCUCUGGCUUCGUCCGAAAUGGCACUCUUUUCCCUAUAUAGUGCACUACGCAUAGGGCUCUGAUCAAAAGUAGUGCACUAUAUAGGGAAUAGGGUGCCAUUUUGGAUACACCCUCUUGCUCAAACAGCAGCCAGUACAGGGUCAUUACCCAGUACCCAGAAUGCCUUCUACUGAUUUGAAUAAUAUUCAAAACACAGAAAGGAAAGCACAGCAGAUGAUCCUGAGGUGUUUCUUCCCUGAAAUCUGUGUCACACUACCACAAUCUCACCACAGACAAUGGAUCAAAUAAUAUCUAAAAAAUAAACGGAAUGAGAAAAGAGAAUGGGAAAUAAAAAGGUAGCACUCACAGUCCAUGUGCCUGUUCUAUUCCCAUCUCAUCUUACAACAUGGAGGAUGGGGGGAGUGGGGGGUGUAGAGGAGAAAUGGAAGGAUGGGGGAAUGGGGGGUGUAGAGGAGAAAUGGAAGGAUGGGGGAAUGGGGGGUGUAGAGGAGAAAUGGAAGGAUGGGGGAAUGGGGGGUGUAGAGGAGAAAUGGAAGGAUGGGGGAGUGGGGGAUGUAGAGGAGAAAUGGAAGGAUGGGGGGACGUGCGUUGCAUCACUCUGUUCUCUCCUCUCCUCCUCCGCCACGUCAUCCUUUACUUUCAGUUGCAUCAUCGCGCUCGCAGCAGAUUCCACAGUGCACUCCAUUAUGUAAAACAAAACCGCAUCAUCCUUUACCGUCUGCUGCUGGGGUUGCCUCGGAUUUACUUUUGGCAAUGAAAUCACUGACAUUUCUACUACUAAUCAACACCUUUUGUAGCAGAUGUUUGUAGCAGAAUUGGCUUAAAUGACUUAAAUCAACAUAUGCAGUACUCUACACAGUACAUUGCUGCAAAUCAGCAGAAUAUAUUUUACCAUGGUCAUUUUCAAACAUAAGGACAUUUUCCAUACGUUUAUUCUUUAAUUCUACUGGAGGAAAUGAGAAAACACGCUUUUCCAUUUACUUUGGGGAUUAAAAGGAAAAGCUCCUCUGUCACGACUUCCGCAGAUUCUGCCCACCCUCCUGGUUCGGGCAGGCUUCGGCGUUCGUCGUCACCGGAGUACUAGCUACUGCCGGUCCCAUUCUCAUCACUCCACUUGUCUUGUCAAUCACACACACCUGGUGCUCAUUCCCCUAAUUAGUAUGUGUAUAAGUGUUCCCUCUGUUCCCCUUGUGAUUGUUUUGUUGUAAGAGCGUGUAGCUCGGUUGAGCUACAUUUCACUGUGUUAUUGCCAAGGUGGAUGUUUUCCCUUGUACAGUUUCAUUUGAUGCUUGGAGCGUUUGAUUUAUGCAAACGUAUUAAACUCUGGACUUCGGUAUUUUACCUCCUGCACCUGACUCCUUCCUUCACACCUCGUCACAUCCUCGGUGUGAUUCUGAGCAUCACCAGAGCUGUGUUCUGUAGAGUACCAUCCCCACCUCCAUUCGCCUCCAUUCACCUCCAUUCGCCCCUCCACACACAGCCUGACAGUAUAGGGACCCUCCUCUCUCCUCACUCUCUGCUUCCUCUGUCUCCCACUGUCGCCUGUGAUUUGGACGUACCACUGCUCUCCCGAUUGAGCCGCUUAGAUUUCACUUUAUGGCACUUUAGUCUAGUUAGGAAGAUUGGUAGACAUGGUGAUCAGGGGAGGCGGUGGCAGCUGGCUGACUGGAAGUACGGUAUUACUUCCCAUUAAGCGUCAUUAAGACCCCAAUUAUCGUUACCACCCCCGGAUCUGAAUCAACCACGGCAGCAGCGCUCGGCAGCACCAGGGUGGGUGCCACCCCAAAACCCUCUCCGAAUUUAGCCCCCUCCUACCCACCACCCACCAGGUCUAGGCCCAUUCGAACACAGCCAGCCUGGUCCCCAGGAGGGGUACCUCAGGGUCCGGACACCCCCCCCCGCACCCUGCUGCACCCCCCUUUCACAUCCCAAAAGGGAUUUUUUUUCACCAGGGAGAUAAAAAUACAGCAUGUGAACAAUAGAUAUCUCCCUCUCCCAUCUGUUCAACUGGGGAGAAAAUUCAUUAGAAUUUCAGAUCUCUCCGCAGGGGGUCAGGGAGCAGAGAGGAGAGGAGGAAGAGGGGAGCAGAGAGGAGAGGAGGAAGAGGGGAGUGUAGAGGAGAGGAGGGAAAAAAACGUUUCAUUUUCACGGUGAUUUUAGUUUUAGGAUUAUGAAUUAAUAUGGCUUCGCUGAAAGACUUCAUUUAGCGAACUCUCGGAGUCCCAGGCUGGCUAAUUGACAUGAUUGGGUGAUGUUAAACACUGCGGUAACUAAGCCUGGGUGUGUUAUCCUGGCCUGGGUAACUUCUGUAACACAGGGACAUUAACUAGCUGGGAGGAGCUCAUCUGUGGCUGCUUGGUGAUGAUGUUAUAGCAGUUUACAACUCACUAUUCCCACCUUAAAACAUAAAAUAACUGUUGUAUUUAGGUCACCGCUGUUUAAAGUGUAACGUUUUCUUUUCUCUGUCUGUCUUGUCAGGUGAGAAACCAUACAAGUGCUCCUGGGAGGGCUGUGAGUGGCGUUUCGCCCGGAGCGACGAGCUGACAAGGCACUAUCGCAAACACACCGGGGCCAAGCCCUUCAAGUGUAACCACUGCGACAGGUAUGUACCACACACGCCAACAUCAAUUACACACACACUUUGCAUGUCACCGACCCAGUGGUGA